Messenger RNA from Polychytrium aggregatum, 1126 nucleotides. RefSeq names its product vitamin-D-receptor interacting mediator subunit 4-domain-containing protein. NCBI's taxonomy places the organism in Eukaryota, Fungi, Chytridiomycota, Chytridiomycetes, Polychytriales. Gene Ontology annotation, biological process: regulation of transcription by RNA polymerase II. Gene Ontology annotation, molecular function: transcription coregulator activity. The record is from RefSeq and is a predicted model, not a curated record. The coding region runs from base 1 to 765 and encodes 254 amino acids. Gene Ontology annotation, cellular component: mediator complex; core mediator complex. The transcript has 5 exons.
AUGUCUGCGGACCAGCCGCUGGCCGACCAAGCAUGGGAGAGCAUAUCUCCCCGGAUCAAGGCAAACAGCUACUUUCCCGAGUAUACCCGGCUGAUCCGGCAGCUCUUCGAGUCGCUACAGACUUUGCAGCAGUCCAAGGCCACCGGCGCAUUGGUCCAGGGCUCUGACCCAGCCGCCGAGGCCAAGCGGCUCAUCGCCAAGAUUAUCGACCUUGAUCGGAAAAUCCAAAAGUUUGCUGAUGAACUGGAGCAGCAUCAGUCCAACCAGAGAAAGAUUGACGAUCUGCAGGCCCGAAUCAAGCAGCAUACCCAUGGCAUCCUGAAUCUCGUCCAAAGCCUGCGCAAGGCUGAAGCCUCGAUUGAGCUGACCCUCAGUCAAUCCAGGGAACGCAUCGAAUCGUUGAAGCAGUCGCAGACCAACAAUGUCGACUACCGCGAUGUGAUCGCCUAUGCUCGGCGGGUAGCGCCGUACACUGCAGCCCCGCACAAGUUCAACCCGCAGAAUCCAGAUCCAACCAUUCCGUUUAGUGCGCCUGUCCCGCAAGAGACUCUGAUACGAGCGAGCCUGCUCUUCCCAAAGAACCUGGAGGCUUACCUUGCCGAGACCAUGGCCGUGACCCAACAUCAGCGGGAAGAAAUCCAGCACGAAGUCGAUGCCAUGGAGACCGACAUUCUCGACCAUAUCCGCACUCGCGAGCAGGUCACCCAAGGCGACUCGUCGGAGGUCCAAGCGGCCGAUGUUGAUGUCCUCGAUCUUGAUCUGUAGCAUAUCCCCGAAUCCGGAAAGAAGAGCUUCCUCCGUUGCUGUCUUUUUCUUGCUUCUUCCGUUCAUCCCGCUCUCUGCGUUCAUAAUCGAAUGGUCUCCAUUGGAUUCCAGGACAGCAAACCGAUCCUCGCUCGUAGCCAUUGGCCGUGCGCCUGGGAUGCCAUGUCCUCGAUGGGGGAUCGAGUGCUGGCGGGGUCAACGCCAAUGCCCUUCGGUGAUGGGCAUCUCUCGAAGAGAAACUCGGAAAAUCCAAGAAAAAGAUGGAGUUUUAUUGAAUUUUUGUUGUUGUUGUUGUUUCGCUCUUUGGAAGAGCCGUAUGAGGCGCAGGGACAACCAAACGGGAGCAGGAGAUGGUGAAGAG